CUUUGUUGGUCGUCGUUCACCUCUUGACACUCAACCUCCAACACAUUCACCACCAUUACCUACCGCAGUCGAAGAAAUGACCAUCUCACUUUCACUUUCAUUUCCUCAUCUAUACACAAGCAAAUCUUCGACCCAACAACGCCCGACCGUCCGCGACUCACAACCUUCAAUACAUAAACCGCCACCAACGAAGUGCCGCUAAGCCCUCGAGAGCCUUGCCCGACACGACAUCUCGUCAGUGACUAUUCGACUGUCCUGCUAAGACCGUUUCUAUCGUCUAUAUCAAGUACACUUUACCUCCUUCGACUGCAUCAGAGACCGCUUAUUUAUCAGGCCCAGCAUGUCGAGUUUGACCCCGCAGAUGGCCCGCCGCCAUCGCCACAACCAGAGCGCUGACGUUUCUUCGUCCGGAGAAGCGCCACGCAAUCCACAAAACCCUCGCUUCUACAACAAUCAAGUCCAUGCAGAUAACUCACGUUCUUCGACAAACUACGGACAACCAACGACGCCGCCCAGGACGCCGCAGAAGGCCCCAAACGGCAAGUUCGACAAGACUCCAGGGGCCAAUAUGGGUCCUGGUAACUGUGCGAAGAAUGCCGCAGUUACUUUCGCUGCUGCGAAGGCGAAGCCUAAUCAACCUUCUGGGCACCCGUCGGUGUCUAAACCCAUCUCGACUCCAAACGCGGCGGCUUAUGCGGGUCCAACCUUCCAUGCCUCCCCCGCACCAUCAGCUUUGCCUAUGCCUAGCUUCUUUUCCAAGUCGGUUCCUGAAUCACCAAGCAUCAAGAUUUCCGAUUCGAGGGCCGAUGAGACCAACUCUAGCUCCAGUGACUCAUCGCCCCCUCCUAUUGUCAAAGCUUGCAUCGCAGAACAACGGCAGAAGAAGUCUCCAUUAGACUUCUUCUUCAAUGCAGAUAGGGAAGAGAAGGCUAGAGCUCGCAGUGCCAAUUCAGCUGUAGCGCCGUUUCAACCUCCAGCCGGCCUACCACCAAAUGACUAUAGAACACCUGCCGCGAAUAACCAAGGUCGCAACAACAACCCCAAAUUUGCAGGUGGCUCCGCUAGUAGCAUGUUUGCUAUGGAAUUAGACGGCACUCCGGGGAAGCCAUAUGGCCCCGCCUUUUCCACGCCUUACAGCGAGCGAAUCAACGCUGCUCGAUCAACUCCAUCUCUUGUUAAUUCACCAUCUGCAAGUGCAUCCGAUCAACAAAAGACCACGGACCGUUCAGAAGCUCUGAAAUCAUUUUUAUUCUCCGGCCAAAAGCCAGCGUAUGCGAAUGCGAAUGGUCGUGCACCUGAACCCCCCUUUCCAGGACAGCAAUCGCCGACUCCCAACCGCGCGGCCCUACAGCUGACAUCCCCAUCAGGGCCCCGGACCAAGUCGUAUUCUUCUCCCCAGCAGCAUCGCCAGAACGGGUUCCCUUACAUCAACGAUAGAUCCGGUUACGGCAGCGCAACCAGGAAUACCUCCCGAACUUCGGGGCUUCGUCAAGAAGUUACACCCACCAAGACGCCUCCGGAGAGGAUGGAUAACUCCACCUUCCAAAACUCCCCAUCGUAUAAUUUCAAGGAGAAUUCCGCUCGCCGCCAAAUCGCAGGCAGUAACCUCGCCUCUAACAAUCAGGCACCACCUCCCAUCGCGGCGACGUCACCAUCUGUAUCUACACUAUCAUCGCACAUCAAUUACUCGGACAUACGAACCAUGGAGGACAGCCUCCGCCGCAUCCUCAAACUCGAACCCUCAGUUUCAGGUUCCGGGGUCUCCGAUUCCGGUAUCCCCGUUGCGUCUGCGUCAAGCCCGCAUUAUUAGACGUGUGUGUGCUGUGCAGGCUCCUGUUUUCGGCGGGUGGGCCCAAUAGGCAGGCGUUUUUUAUGGAAUCAACUACUUACUUUGCAUGUCGAACCACGAUCAAAUGAUAGAGAAGGGGUG
Messenger RNA from Pseudogymnoascus destructans, 1930 nucleotides. RefSeq lists its product as uncharacterized. The coding region runs from base 341 to 1810 and encodes 489 amino acids. NCBI's taxonomy places the organism in Eukaryota, Fungi, Ascomycota, Leotiomycetes, Thelebolales, Thelebolaceae. The transcript has a single exon. The record is from RefSeq and is a predicted model, not a curated record.